CUGGAAGAAAAUAGGAAAGGAAAGCGACAAGCACAAAGUUAUCCGAAAUAAUUUUAUUUUAUUUGUUCAAUUAUUUUAUUUUAAAGAUGUAAUUUUUUAAUCGAGAUAAAUAAGUGUUUUAUUGUUUACUAUGAUAUCGAGUUAAAACAACAAAGACAUUCAAUUUAUUUGUGUAAAAGUGAAAUUGAAUUUCGAGGCUACAGCUGCAUUAGUCAACAAAGAGUCGAGUAAUGGAUCAGGUGCAAGAGCAGUAUUAGCACUAAUGAAGAAGAGGUAGAGUCAGGAUGUCUUCAGAGGGGCUGCUGGUGCCGGUGGGCCCGCGCGGGGCGCCCAACACCACCACACAGCUGUACGGGCCGCACAUCCGGGGCACACACUGUCCCCCCAUGGACUACAGAUAUGAUCCCAUUAAAGCAACAAUAUGUGCCAUGUACAUUGUGUUUGGGAUUGUCUACACAUUAUUUGGCUACCGCUGCUUCAAGGCGAGCAUGUUCCUGACGGGGUUCACGUUCGGCUCCGCCAUCGUGUACCUCAUCUGCCUGCAGGAGCACCUCAUGCCGCCCUACGGGAACGUCUGCGUGUCGCUGUGCGCGGGCGUGCUGUUCGGGCUGAUCACGAUGCUGAUCCAGUACGUGGGGCUGUUCAUGACGGGCUUCCACACGGGGCUGCUGCUGGCGCUGACCGCGCUCGCCGUCGCCGACCGCUUCAUCACCUCCGCGCCCCCCACCUACUGGCUGUGCGUGCUGUCGCUGCUGGGCUCCGGCAUCUUCUUCGCCGUCGUCAACCUCUACUGGAAGAAAGUGCUGACGAUCCUGGGCACGGCGGUGUACGGCGGCGCGCUGCUGGCCGCCUGCCUCGACUACUACGCGGAGCGGCUGCGCACGCUGCAGUGGGUGUGGGAGCGCGCGAAGCUGGAGCCGUGGGCGGCGCCCUGCGCGGGCUGGGCGGGCUGGGCGGCGCUGGCGGCGUGGCCCGCGGCCGCCGCGCUGGGGCUCGCCGCGCAGGCCGCGCUCACCCGCCGCCAGGUGUUCCACGAGCAGAGUAUAAGUGCCCAGAAGCGGGCGGCGGCGGCGCGGGGCGGCGCGGCGGGCGCGGGGGGCGCGGGGGGCGGGGUGACGCAGCAGCAGCGCGCCGACCUGCGCCAGCGCAAGUACCGCUACCUGUACCAGCUGCGCACCGCGCACGGCGACGUCAUCUCGCAGUCGUACGUGCAGGCCCUGCAGAAGAAGGCGAUGUGCCGGCAGUGGGGGGCCGGCGGGGGCGGCGCGGGGGGCGCGGGAGGGGGCAGCGGCGGUGGCUCCACGCUGCAGAGCGACUGCACGCGGCUCACGGCGCUGCCCGACGCGCUGCCGGACGACGACGACCUGCAGGAGAUCCACCGGCAGUGAGCGCCGCGGGAGAACGAGGCUGGAUCAAGUAUUAUUUACUGAAAAAUCUCUCGACGAAAACAUUAAAAUAAGAAG
Molecule: messenger RNA, 1463 nt
Organism: Plutella xylostella (diamondback moth)
Lineage: Eukaryota; Metazoa; Arthropoda; Insecta; Lepidoptera; Plutellidae
Product: transmembrane protein 198
Cellular component (GO): plasma membrane
Source: RefSeq, a predicted model, not a curated record